CAGUGCGCUACUGGGCUGUCUUCGACGCGCACGGCAAUGAGCGACGCGGCGGCCUGCUGCGCGCACUGGGCGAGCUGCUGCAGGAGGCGCGGCGGCUCUUCACCGUGGUGGGCGACGCCCCGCCGUGCUUCCUGUCGUUUUGGCGCGGCAGGAACGAGCAGAUUGGGGAUGAACAAAUCGCCGUGGCCAAGGCGCAUUUCCCUACAUCCACGAUGGAUGUGGGCUGAGUGUGGUGCGUCGUUCCAGUUGCAGUUUCCAAGGAAGAACAAAGGAAACAAGACAAAAAAAAGUGAUUACAUUGGCAGGGGCGUUUGUGGCAUCUGUUUGUUGCGCCAACCACGGGUGUGCACUCCGUUCCCCUUCUUCGCUGUGCGUACCAUGAAAUAA
Messenger RNA from Trypanosoma grayi, 387 nucleotides. RefSeq lists its product as hypothetical. Lineage: Eukaryota; Euglenozoa; Kinetoplastea; Trypanosomatida; Trypanosomatidae. The annotation marks the transcript as partial. The record is from RefSeq and is a predicted model, not a curated record. The transcript has a single exon.